Messenger RNA from Ixodes scapularis (black-legged tick), 1572 nucleotides. RefSeq names its product inactive pancreatic lipase-related protein 1-like. The transcript has a single exon. NCBI's taxonomy places the organism in Eukaryota, Metazoa, Arthropoda, Arachnida, Ixodida, Ixodidae. The record is from RefSeq and is a predicted model, not a curated record. Gene Ontology annotation, molecular function: lipase activity. Bases 45 to 1214 code for a protein of 389 amino acids.
CGGUAAGCACGUUGAAGCUUCGACAACCAGGCCUCGCCGCCGCAAUGGGCAGGUCGCUUCCUUUCGUCGUCUUGGCAACCGUGACACUCGGCCAACUCAGCCUUGCUCCAGCUGUGACAGAUGGCGGCACAAGUUGUUACGAAAGGAACUCUUUCAGUCGGUCGAAAAUGAAGAACGGCGUGCAACGGCGCCCGUUUGGAAGCUUUGACACCAACGGCAACUGGGCGUAUUUGGUGCCUCGUGAGUCCGAUGAAGUCAACGUAACGUUCAAAAUAUUCCUAGAACCGCUUCAGGCGCCUAUCGACUACCGACCGGCUAGUGACGCCAAAAUUCCAAGCGCACUCCUGUCCAGAAACUUUACCAUCGUCUGCCACGGACUGCCUCGCAGAUUAGCCGCAGAUGCUGACAUUUUGGUCCGAGCUCUCCUGCAGCACCAAGACAGGAACGUACUUGAGAUCCUAUGGAACGUUGUGGACUGUCAAUUGAACGGCUCGGAUUUCUAUUACUGUCCCGAAAACGCGAAGUCCAGUGACAGCCGUUGGUACCAAGAGGCCGCGAGCGAUGCGCGCCUCGUGGCGCGAGCCGUGGCAAGAAUGCUGAACGGAUUCGUCAACAAUUACGACUACGACCUAACCCGCGUGCACUUUAUUGGCUUCGGGUUGGGAGCGCACGUCGGUGGCUUCGUGGCUGACGAAUUGGGUUACACAGGGAACGUGUUGGGCCGAUUGACGGCUCUUGACGCUGCGUCACCUAUCUUCGAGUCUCGAGGCCUAAGUCGGCUCUCCCCCAGCAACGCGCUCCGGGUGGAGGCGGUUCACACCGGAGGUGCCAAACCCUGCGGUUUGGGCAUGGCCGGCCCUCUGGGAACGCUGGACAUCUACGUCAACGGUGGCGAGCGCCAGCCGCACUGCAAGAGUGACAGAAUGUGUUCGCAUCUUGCAGCUCUGGGCUAUUAUGCCCAGUCGGUGGAGAGGUGUCUCGCUGAUGCUGUAAGCACGCCGCUUCCGGGGUACUGGACAGACAUCACUGGCAUCGUGAAUGUCCGCAGGUCUUCGCUAAGGUGCUUGCGACUGUCGAGCAGUGACUCAGUGACUGUGGGUGCUGUGGGUACUUCGAAAAGCGUCUCCAUCGUGGCCCAGUGGACCUUAGUUGUGACCUUGCAGACGCUCCUGGUUACGUGCUGGGAGCUGGCGCACAUUCCUGCGCUAUUCUGAACGACCAAAAAUUGCAUAAUGCCAAGACUGCUAAACAUGGCAAUCCAACCACCAAGUCAGAAUACUUUAUUGUAAAAGAAACUGCUCUUUUGUGAAUUUUCAUUAGGCUUAUCAGUACCACUCUGCAGUCUCGCAUGUGGGCAGUGCUGGCAGUGCAGUCUCCAAGCUGUUAUUUCCACCUAUUUUCUGUGGUUCCUAGUUUUAGUCUCUUACAACCACCAAAUAUAUUUGUCUUGUUUUCUGUGUAGAAUUUGAAGGUCGUGCAUUUAUGUGGAUUAGCAUGUUUUGAAACAUUAUGAAAGGUCAGUCACCUUUCUUGAAUGUUGAAAGAAACAGGUAAAGUGUGCCUUACGAGGAU